Messenger RNA from Cavenderia fasciculata, 864 nucleotides. RefSeq lists its product as uncharacterized. The transcript is spliced from 4 exons. The record is from RefSeq and is a predicted model, not a curated record. The coding region runs from base 1 to 864 and encodes 287 amino acids. Lineage: Eukaryota; Evosea; Eumycetozoa; Acytosteliales; Cavenderiaceae.
AUGGCUACAGAUUAUAGUUGUCUCAACAUCAUUAGAAAGAUGCACAAGGAAGCAAAAGAUGGGAAAAAGAAUCAUUUUACAAAAACACAUUCAUUUAUACUAAUUCCUUUCUUUAAAAGAAUAUUAUCAUCGGUAUCACCUUUUCAUACUGCUUCACAACUAAGAGAUUUUGGUUUCAAAUUUGCAAAUGGUGCAUUCUCAAACGCCAACAAACAUGCAAAACAAUAUGGACCUGGUAGAAACAUUAGAGCAGAGGAAGUAUCGACACCAAUAAGAAAGCUACUGUGCCCAUCAAUUGCACAGGCAUAUGCUUAUUAUGUUGAAUUCAUUGCGAAAAAGUACAAAGACUGUUCGGACAAGGAUGAAAAGACACCAAUCCAUCGCAGUACAUUUUACAAGUUUGUACCAGCCGAUGUCAAGAUCUUCAACAACAGAACUGAUACUUGUCCAUAUUGCCAUCGACAUGACGUGCUCAAGAUGUACAUGGGCAGUCAUGAAGUUAAUUAUGAACUUGAUCCCAUUAGAUUUACAUAUAAAUUUUUGUCUCAAAAGGUAAAAGUAGGCCAAGAAAUCGAUAUCAAGCGUGGUUUCAAAGAGGUUGGAGUAGAAGAAGCUCAAGUUGUAAAACUCAAACAAAGAAUGGUGAAUGCUACCAAGAUAAAGUUAAAUAUCCAAUCAUCUUCCUCGUCAUCAUCUUCAUCUACAUCAACAGAACAAUAUGAUGAAAAGACUAGAAUUUCAGAACUUAAAUUGUUAACUGUAAAACAAUUAAAAGCGAUUAACGAAACAUGGACUUUUCGUUCAAAGGCUUUGCUACCAAUACUCUUGAGCAUUCACAAUUGUUUUGAGAUUGACCACUUCUGA